This is a messenger RNA of Arabidopsis lyrata subsp. lyrata, 1310 nucleotides long. Its product is annotated as syntaxin-22. NCBI's taxonomy places the organism in Eukaryota, Viridiplantae, Streptophyta, Magnoliopsida, Brassicales, Brassicaceae. The record is from RefSeq and is a predicted model, not a curated record. The coding region runs from base 256 to 1062 and encodes 268 amino acids. Gene Ontology annotation, cellular component: SNARE complex; endomembrane system; membrane. Gene Ontology annotation, molecular function: SNAP receptor activity; SNARE binding. Gene Ontology annotation, biological process: intracellular protein transport; vesicle fusion; vesicle-mediated transport. The transcript has 7 exons.
UCUCUCUGCUCUUCUUCUUCUCAAUUAAUCAGUUACGAACGCUUUUCAAUUUUUCGUCUAUCUGUCUCCACGAUCCACGCCUUGACCUUCGUUUUUUUUUUCUCAGAGAAAACUCCGAUAAGCAAUUUCUCAAUCUCGUCGUAGAUCGAACUUUUCCAGAAAAAAAGAGGAGAGUUUAGGGUCAAAAUCUUCAAUCUUUGGUUUUUUUUUUUUUUCUCAAGAAAGAAAUUUUUGGAAACAAAUUCCACGAAGAAGAUGAGUUUUCAAGAUUUAGAAUCGGGAAAAGGAAGAUCGACGAGGAAGAUCAAUGGUGGUCGACAAGAUUCGACACAAGCCGUUGCUUCUGGAAUUUUCCAGAUCAAUACCGGAGUCUCCACGUUUCAACGACUCGUUAACACACUUGGUACUCCUAGAGAUACACCGGAGCUCCGGGAGAAGCUGCACAAGACAAGAUUGCAUAUUGGACAGCUUGUGAAGGAUACUUCAGCUAAACUUAAAAUAGCUAGUGAAACUGAUCAUCAAAGUGGUGUCAAUCCAAGUAAGAAGAUUGCAGAUGCUAAGCUUGCAAGGGACUUUCAAGCUGUUUUAAAAGAGUUUCAGAAAGCUCAACAAACUGCUGCUGAAAGAGAAACCACUUAUACUCCUUUCGUGCCUCAAUCCGCUCUUCCCUCUAGUUAUACGGCGGGUGAGGUAGAUAAGGUCCCGGAACAGCGGGCACAAGUUCAGGAGUCAAAGAGGCAGGAACUUGUAUUGUUAGACAACGAGAUUGCAUUCAAUGAAGCUGUGAUCGAAGAAAGAGAGCAAGGAAUACAAGAAAUCCAUCAUCAGAUUGGCGAGGUUAACGAGAUAUUCAAAGAUCUUGCGGUUCUGGUUAAUGAUCAAGGAGUCAUGAUAGAUGAUAUCGGUACUCACAUUGACAACUCCCGUGCUGCAACUUCACAAGGAAAAUCUCAGCUGGCGCAAGCCGCAAAAACACAAAGAUCAAACUCAUCUCUGACAUGCUUGCUCUUGGUGAUAUUUGGCAUUGUUCUCCUGAUCGUGAUUAUCGUACUUGCGGCUUGAUUUCGAAAGAGCAACAACAAGUCGCUUGGGUGUGUUCAUCGAUUUUAAAGCAUCGAAGAGUUGAACUACUUGGUAUAUAAUAUAUGUUGAAGACAACACUUAGAAGUUGGUUUUGUGUUGGUUUGGUUUGGUUCGAUUCGGUUUGAAGGUUCUAUUGGUUAAUGUAAUAGUGUGUGCGUGUGCGUGUGGCUUUUUUGUUGUGUAAACAUUUUGUUGGAGAUGACAGAAAUUCUGUUUUGUUUGUGAUU